GAGAUACGUGAGCGUGUGCAAUGCUUUUCGUCGAUACGACGACGACGACGACAACGACGACAUAGACGACAACGAGGAGGACGACUUAAGACGGCUAAAAACGAUCAAGAAAAAAGAAACUUGCUCUUUUAAAGAACCUUUGUUUAUUUUUGUUUUUUUCUUUUAUUUUUUAUUUAUUUCUUUUUUCUUUUUCUUUUUUUUUUCUUUUUUUUUUCUUUUUUUACACUGUGAACAUUUUCAACGCGCGCGCGUGUUUGUGUGUGUGUGAGGAGGAAAAGAAAACAAUUCGUAUUUCCUCGAUCUUCUUCCAAUUUCGUUCUUCUAUUUCUCUUUUUUUUUUCUUGUUUUUGUUUCUUCUCUUCUCUUUUCUUAUUCUUUGCUUUAUUUUUCUCUCAGCAAGCAAAAAGAGGGAAAAGAAAGAAAGGAAAAAAAAAAAAAAGAAAAUAACGAAAGAAAAAGAAAUAUCAUCCCUGGAAGAUCUAAAAGCAAAAGGGUUUAUAUAUGUAUAUAUAUACAUAUAUAUAGAUCGUCGUUAUCUCGUUCAUUUUCUCGUUCUUUUUUCUUUUUUGGUGUGCGUGCGUAUACGUCGUAAAAAAGGAAAAAAGAAAAAAAGGGAUAAAAAGUUAAAUAAAAGGCAAGGAGAAGAAAACACAACGGAUUUCGUUCACUUCGUGACAUCUAUGAAGGAACAUUAUAAUUCGAGAGAUUAUCGAGAUUUCGAUAAUAUUUCUCAAUACAUCGAAAAAGAUAUUACAAGGAGAUCGAUAAUGCAACGAGUACCAACCUCGGUUUAUUACGAGAACGUCGUCGAGGAUCAUAAUUACACGAUGUUCUCGAUGUAUCCUACGAUCAACAGUAAUAAUCCAUCGGAUUGCAUGCAAUUAACGAAGGAAGAAAAGGCAAUGUUGGUAUCUCUCGACGGCUUGCACAGUGGUGUACCAACAAGAACUACGCCAACAUUGACACCGACAACGCUGAGAAGUAUAGAACAGACCUUCCUCGAGCUUACCAGCGAAACAGGGUCCCAUAGUCGAGAGGCUGGUUUCGUACCACCUUUGGUCGAACCUUCACAACCAACUCCGGCUCAAACACAAAAUCUGGCGACACAUCACAACAAUCCUGCAAGUACUCUGAUCGAUAGUCAACAGACGUUAUCACAGCAGCCGGAACAACAGCAACCACAGCAACAGCAACACCAGCAGCAGCAGCAACAACAGCAGCAACAGCAACAACAACAGCAACAACAACAACAGCAGGCAACGAAACGCAAUAUGGGUGGUAGGAGACCAACUAGGACAAUUGGUAUGACACCCGAAGAAGAAAGGAGACGACAGAUAAGACGAGAGAGAAAUAAAAUGGCAGCUGCUAGGUGUCGCAAGCGAAGAAUGGAUCAUACCAAUGCCCUGCUAGAAGAAACAGAGGGCUUGGAACAGAAGAAGCAAAGCUUGCAGGAUGAAAUUCAUCAGUUGCAGCAGGCCAAAGACGAGCUCGAGUUUAUUCUCGAAGCUCACAGAGCUGUCUGUCGACUUCGUUCCUCAUCGCCGCCUGAUGUGAAGCCUGUGAUAAAGCCGGAAAUACCCCUCGAGGAUCAAUUCGCCGAGCCUACGAAGCGCGACAAUAACACCUUGACCUCCGCAAGACCUAGCAGACCAAAUUCAUUGCCAGUUGGAUUUGACAAUAACAACAGACCAAACUCAUUGUCGAUCUUUAGCGAGCCUAAGGAAAGACCGGAUACAUUGACCUUCAAGACGGUCGAGACACCGUCAUUCAUGAAACCGUCGUUAGACGUAGCCGGUAUGCCGAUAACAACACCAACCAGUGGUAUACCAUUCAAUUUUGAUUCCCUGAUGGAAGGUGGUACAGGCUUGACGCCAGUUUCGACACCAUUAAUACCAUCCUGCUCGACGCAACAAAGGAACAAUCUCUCCGCCGUAGAUCUCAGCUCUCCAGACGCCAAUCCACCGAAACUCGUAAGCUUGUGACGCCAAGAUGACGUCAUUGAAUAUGGAUCGAACGAGGACGAUCCUGAAUGAAAUAAUCAUGGCGCGCCUGAUAUAUAUAUAUAUAUAUAUCGCUUGCCAUUCAUUAUUUAGGAUGACAAUGACGAUGACGACGGAUGACGAUGAUGACGAAGAGAAACUCUUUGUGUGUAUGUGUGAUUUAUUCGCCUCAAGAUCUAGAGGAGAAAUAGAAAGACGAUCGUAAACAUCAAUGUUAUGAGUGAAAUUAAGAGAGAAAGAAAGAGAAGUGGGGGGAGAGAGAGAGAAAGAGAGAGGGGCGUUGCCCUUUUUAUCUCAGACGUUUUUCUACGUCGCAGACAUCACGAGUUGCCAUAAAUAAAAAAUAUUACAUACUACGUUGUAUUUUUCUCUUCGACCGUCCCCACGCCAAGGCUCCUCUGACUGGGAUCGGUUUGUUUACUUUUUUUCUCUCUCUCUCUCUCUCUCUUUCUAUAAAGUAAAAACAGGAAAAAACAAUCCUUCUAGCGUUGCGCUGUGUUGCUAUUUAUCUUUCUCUCUCGUACGUUUGUGCAAUACACACACACAUACACACACACACACACACAUACAGAUACACACACAUUACCACCACCAAUAUAUAAAAACACGCCUUUUGUUUCCUUCUUCUUGUUGUCCGUCGAGCAGCAGCGGAAGAAGAUCGUUCGUUCUUUUAUUUUAAUUUUUUUUUCUUGUGCAAAGGAAGAAAAGAGAUCUACGGAGUUGCUUGCGCCUGUAAUUUGAUAGAUAAAAAGAGAAAUAAAUUGUUUUUUCCUUUUGGGUAAAUCGUUAAUGAUAAAAAGGAGUAUUUUUGUACGUAGGGGUACGUAUUAAGUUGUCGAGGGGAGGUGAGGGGACGGGAGGGUUGUGCAAACAAAUCACCUUCUAUUGUUAAUUAAAACUGUGCAUUGAUUGAUUGAUUGAUUGAUCGAACAGCGUAUUUUGAAUAUAAAUAUAUAGGUGUAAAGCUUUGUGAUCUUGAUCUUUGACACGUUGAUUCCGCUUUAAUUUGAUUCAAAGUGGUACAACGAUUUUGACUUCAUCAUUAUUAUUAUUAUUAUUAUUAUUAUAUUAUUAUUAUUACCAUUAUUAUUAUUAUUAUUAACGAUCAUAUUGUAAUUGAAUUACUCGAUCGAUUUGAAGAUAUAUUUUCUACCUUUCCCAAAGCGAAUAAAAGGAUAGGCAAACGUG
This is a messenger RNA of Vespa crabro (European hornet), 3188 nucleotides long. RefSeq names its product transcription factor kayak (gene kay). Gene Ontology annotation, molecular function: DNA-binding transcription factor activity, RNA polymerase II-specific; RNA polymerase II cis-regulatory region sequence-specific DNA binding. NCBI's taxonomy places the organism in Eukaryota, Metazoa, Arthropoda, Insecta, Hymenoptera, Vespidae. Bases 681 to 1982 code for a protein of 433 amino acids. The transcript is spliced from 3 exons. Gene Ontology annotation, cellular component: nucleus. Gene Ontology annotation, biological process: regulation of transcription by RNA polymerase II. The record is from RefSeq and is a predicted model, not a curated record.